AUGCCUUCGAGAACAACUGACCAGACCGUCCACGAGGGCAACUCGAGUCUCGAACCCAUUGCUAUUUGUGGAAUGUCAUGUCGUCUACCUGGUGGUGUCGACUCCGACUCAUCCUUCUGGCAAAUGCUGGGAGACAAACGCACUGGCCAGACACCCAAGGUGCCCGCAAGUCGCUUCAACAUCGACGCCCACUACCACAAGGACCUAGACAGACCGGGAUCGUUCAACGUCCCAGGUGGCUACUUUCUCGAUGGCCGACCCCAAGACUUCGAUCCAAGCUUUUUCAAUAUCACGCCUGUUGAGGCGCAAUGGCUAGACCUCCAACAGCGUAGGAUGCUGGAAGUCAGCUACGAGUGCAUGGUAUCGGCCGGCGUUACCCUAGACGCGGCUGCUGGGUCCAAUACGGCGGUGUUCGUGGGCUCGUUUGCCUCGGAUUAUCGUGAGACCGGAUCUUCCCUACUGUCUACAUUGCUGUCACCCACUCGCUACUUCAGCCCCUCCAACCACGAAACGGGUCAAUUUGGAGACUUACGGCUGACAAAGAACAUCUCAGAGCAAAUGUCCACGCGAGAGCCAGAUUUUCGUCACAACUAUGCUGCAACCGGUGUCGAUACUGGUAUAAUCAGCAACAGGAUCGGACACACAUUCAACUUGAGAGGGCCAAGCUUCACCAUCAACACAGCUUGCUCGUCUUCCGUCUACGCCUUACACAACGCCUGUCACGCAUUGCGUGCUCGGCACUGUGAUGCCGCGAUAGUCGGCGGCGUCAACUUGAUUUUGACGGUCGACCAACACAUGAACACGGCGAAGCUCAGGGUUUUAUCCCCCACGUCUACUUGCCAUACCUUUGACGCCGCAGCCGACGGCUACGGCCGAGGCGAGGCGGCCGGCGCGUUGUACGUGAAACGGCUCUCGGAUGCCAUCCGCGAUGGUGACCCGAUCUGGGGCGUGGUGAACACGAAUGGCAAGGUAGGCGACAUGGGAAUUACCCACCCCAGCGUCGAGGGCCAGGAACGUGUGCUGCGGAUGGCGUACGAGAAGGCUGGACUGAACCAGAACCUGACCGCCUACGCAGAACUCCAUGGCACCGGGACCCCUGUCGGCGAUCCCAUCGAGGUUCGAGCCGUUUCCCGUGCCAUGAAUGGCACUCGCCCCAAGAGUCAGCCGCUGCUGAUCGGGGCCCUGAAACCCAUCAUUGGCCACAGCGAAGCUGCGAGUGGCAUAUUCGCUGUUACGAAAGCGGCUUUGAUGACCGAGGCAGCCAUGAUUCCCGGCGUGGCUCUUUUGGAGAACCUGAACCCUGCGAUCCUGGAAGAGGAAUGGAACGUCAAGGUUCGCAGGGAUACGGCACCCUGGCCUGAUGACUCUGUUAUCCGGAGAGCAAGUGUCGAUUCGAUGUAUCCGUGGUACCAACACGGCCAACCUAAGGAUAAAGCCCCUUACGACCACUCUUGCCAUCGACCACUUCUUUUGGUUCACUCGGCCCACGAAAAGACUACACUUCUCAAGAACGUGGCUGCCAUAGCAAAUGUUGCUUCCAACUACUAUCUAGCUGACCUGGCGCACACUUCGAACUUGCACCGGACCAAGUUCAAGUGCAGAGCUUUCGCAGUAGCUCGAGAAGAGCACAUUGCCGGUGCUUUCGAGAAAGAGUCCCUUGUGACUGGUACAGCAUCCCAGAAGACGAAGGAGAUCGGGUUCUUGUUUACAGGCCAAGGGGCUCAAUGGGCCGGCAUGGCCAAGGAGGUCUAUCGGCAUUUCCUCGCCUUCUCAGACACCAUCUGGAGACUCGACCUAGUUCUAAGCCGGCUCGACCCAGCGCCCGAAUUCUCCCUGGCGGCAUUGCUCAUGGGUUCAACAGCAGAAGCGGCGGCUUCGAUCAACGAGCCGCACGUCUCCCAGCCCUUAUGUACUGCAAUUCAGAUCGCCCUCGUCGAUCUUUUCGGACUCUGGAACGUGACGCCACGGGUGUCCGUUGGGCACUCGUCAGCCGAGAUCGCGGCAGCAUAUGCGGCCGGCCUGAUCAGCGCACCGGAAGCUAUCGUGGCCGCCUUCUGCCGCGGGCGCGCAGUCAAGUCCAAGUCCAGCUCCGGCUCUAUGCUGGCAGUCGGGCUCGGUUUUGGGGAGGUUCAGAGGUUCCUGCACACCGGCGAUCAUCCGGCGAGCUCCUGGAAGAUCUGCGUUGCAUGCGAAAACUCGCCGAACAGCGUCACGCUGAGUGGGGAGGUGGACGAAAUCGUUCGCGUCCAGAAGCUCAUCAGCUCCGAAGGUACCUUCGCGCGGGAGCUGAAAACAGGACGCGCCUACCACUCGCCUCAUAUGAGUGCCGUUGGCGACUACUACGACGAACUCCUAGCCAAUGCUGCGGCUGCGUUUACUGAAAGCGAUUUUGAGUGGCGUCGCCCUCGUUCGUACAUGGUGUCUUCAGUGACGGGCCAGCUUAUCGACACUGGGACCCUGCCAACGGGGUACUUCAGCGCCAACUUGCGUAACGCCGUCCGCUUCAACACGGCAGUCGAGCGAGUAGGUGCGGAUACGGAGACUUUCGGUCAGGUGGGCCAAAUGAUAGAGAUAGGGCCGCACAUGGCCCUGUCAGGGCCGUUCAAGCAAAUAUGUGCAGUGAACAAGUUCGACCGUUUCACCUACGUCCCAAGUCCGGUGCGGAAUAAAGACGAUGCGAAUCAGGUUCUCUCCGUGGCAGGACAGCUGUUCGUGGCGGGAUACGCCGUGGAUCUGGAGGCCGUCAAUGCCGAAGGUUAUGGUCAUCAUCCACCUUCCCGCCCUGAGUCGUUCAACAUGAAAGACGUCGCGAGCGGCAAGGGCCCUAAGUCACGCAAGCCGAAGACGCAAUACUUGCUCGUGGACCUGCCUCCAUACCAGUGGAACUACGAGAAAGAGUAUUGGACCGAGCCGCGAGCCAGCGUCGAGCAGCGCGCGCGCCUGUUCCGACGCCACGACCUCCUGGGCAGUCGAGUCUCUGGGCUCUCCGGACGAACCCGAGUCUGGCGGAACUUGCUCCGCCACCGCGAUGUCCCGUGGCUGAAACACCACAGUCUGGGCGGCACUGCGAUCUUCCCUGCGGCUGGCCACCUUGCCGUUGACAUCGAGGCCCUGAAACAAGUACAUGAGGAAGCAGGAAUCGCGUUCGAUGGCGCUGGACUGCGUGACGUUGUCAUUGACAAGGCACUUGCGGUACCAGAUAACGACAAGGGAGUUGAGAUCGUCGUGACCCUCCAGCUGAGUGCAAACCUGGCUGCAACCGCAGACGCAACAACAGGAUGGCACGGCUUCUCCGUCGAAUCGCUCGCUCCAGGGACUGGGGAAUGGAAGCUGCAUUGUACGGGCAACGUGUCGGCAGCUCAACAGCCUGCCGCAUCUCCACUUUCGCCUGUCGACGUAUCUGCCCUGAGCAAGCGUGCCAUCGGCAAGACCUGGUACGAGGCUUUCCGGCGCGUAGGAUUCAACUCGGGCCAACGCUCCAGCAGCUGCGACAUGCACAAACCGACCGAGGGCUGCAACACGCGGCCGGCGAUGUAUCCGUACUUGACAUAUGUGCGGAGAUUGAUCAUCAUUUCGAUCCACGCCGGACGCCACAAGAAGAUGCCAUGGGGCGUGGUGCCGACGCGUGUAGAGGAAGCCACCAUCUUCCCGGCCGUUGGCGCUGACUACGACGAUGUUGGGUCCGCCGGUCACGCAGUCGCGUGGAUCGACGGUUUCGAGCCUUCCGGUCGACGUUUCAAUACGCACACUACGCUGACGGGAAAAAGCGGCAAGCUGCUCGUUCAUAUCAAGAACCUAGAAUGCACCACCCGGCACGGGCGUCUUGCCAAACUCGCUGAGCUGAUAUCUCACCAACAGUCCUUGGACCGCGUGCUCCUGCUCUACGGCGCGAAAACCGACGUGAAGGACUUGGAGUUGAGCGCCAUCUUGAAGGUUUUGCCAAGUCACUGUUCUGUCACCCUCGCCCUAUGCUCUCCCAUCGAAAUGACACACUUACAUCUGUCUGAGGAUACCAAGGCUCGAGUGACGACAGCUCUGCAACUGCCGUCGCCUUCGGGCCUUGUGGCAGAGCCAGACAUCAUCGGCAAUGUCCAGGAUUUGAUCUUGGUAGACGUCUGCUCUGACACUCCUUCUAUCCAUGACUUGCUGUCCCUGGUGAAUGUUGAUGGCUGGGUGAUAGGAUCAUCUCCAACGGCAGUGACAACCGCUGACGCCAGCCAAAUGAACGGCUCCGUAUCUGUCCCUGCUUUGAGAAUCGACCAAGAGUUCGCAAUAGACACCGCGGGACACCUUCUACUCUCCAGCAUAGACGAGCCCAACUUCACAGCGCUAAAGAACGUCAUCGCGUCCGGUCUUCCGAUCGUUUGGAUGACACGCGGCGUCAGACAGGAUCGCAACCCCACCGGGGGUAUGGCCGAGGGGUUUCUCCGCGUGAUCCGCUCCGAGCAAGCCGCGGCCAGAGCGAUUCUGCUCGACGUCGACGAGGAUGAAUGGGCCUCUGACGUCGCCAAUGUGUUGCUGGAAUGCCUGACCUCGGCGUGCACUAAGGACUCAGGCAAUGACACUGAGUUCUGGCUGCAUCGGGGCACCGUUUACAUACAACGAAUUGGUCCCAACCUCGGUCUGAACCAACAGUGGGAUUGGGACAAUACCGCCUCAGACGGGCAUCAGGUGGCGUCUUUGUCUGCGGAACUGUCUGAAAGGGUUAAGAUCACAGAUGGUGCCGUAAUCCCCGCGUCUACAUCCACGACGAAAGGUGAGGGCCUGUCAGAUGCGGGGUCCUUGCGCCUAUCUGGCGAUGCCUCCUACCUCUUGGUCGGGUGUCUCGGUGGUCUGGGACGCAGCUUGACGCGCUUCAUGAUGGAGUGCGGGGCGAAGCACUUCGCCUUCCUCUCGCGCUCCGGAGCUGACAAGGCCGAAGCUGCACGCGUGGUGGAAGCGAUCCGAGUCCGAGACGGCUGCUCCGCCGACGUUUUCCGCGUAGACGCGUCCGACGAGGCCGCGGUACGCAAGGUGGUACUAUCGCUACGCACGGCGAGACCAAUCCGCGGAGUGGUGCACGCCGCCAUGGUGUUGCGCGACGGCAUCUUCGACACAAUGGACGCCGAAGCCUUCAAUGCGGCCGGCGCACCCAAAGCCAGAGGAGCCUUGGCGCUGCAUACGCGCUUCGAGACUUCCAUUUCGGCCGUGCUCGGAAAUACCGGUCAGAGCAACUACAGCGCCGCUAACAACUGUCUCGACGCACUCGCGCUGCACCGCAACGUGGAUGGGCUGGCGGCCAGUUCCCUGGUGCUUCCCAUGGUUCUCGGCGUCGGCGUGGUGGCCGAAGACGACUCAGACGCCCUGGAGACGUCACUCCUUCGAAAAGGCAUGUACGGCAUCGAUGAAGAAGAGAUGCUUCGCGGAUUUGAGGUGGCGAUGCUUGCACCGCACACCCCCGAGACAGAAGUACCGCAGUCGCAGCUCAUCACGGGCAUAGAUGCCACCGAGCUGGGCAAGGCCGUCGCAAAGGCUGGUGGCGUUGACAACGCGGAUGUGUACUGGUACCGUGACGCGCGCUUCUGCCACACCCGCGCGGCCGUGCAGCACGGGGCUGGCGCAGGAGGUACAGUUGAAGGCAGUCAUGGUGACGACAGCUUCGCCGAGGUAUUGAAAGCGGCCCAGGCGGAGGGGCCAACAGCCGCCCUCGAGGCCGUCGCUACGCACAUUGCUAAACGCGUAUCGAGCAUUUUGAUGAUCCCAUUGGAGGAUUUCGAAUUGGACGGUCGCUCAAUUGCGAGUUACGGGCUGGAUAGCAUGAUUGGCGCCGAGAUGCGCACAUGGCCUUUCAGUGAGUUUGCCUUGGAUUUCCCCUUCCAGAAGCUCCUGACCCCAACGCUGACGUUCAUGGGCCUGGCAGCCGUGGCCGGAGAGUCGAUCGGCGCUUUCGCGACACAGUAG
Molecule: messenger RNA, 5940 nt
Organism: Anthostomella pinea
Lineage: Eukaryota; Fungi; Ascomycota; Sordariomycetes; Xylariales; Xylariaceae
Source: the annotation of a GenBank genome assembly